AUGAGCGAAGCGGAUUCAACUGUUGUGAACUGCACAUUUUCACCAAACAGCUCAUGGAGUGACGAUGUCGACAACGAUGAGUACUACAGUAUUGUCAAAGUCACAGAAACAACUAUUUUACCAGCUUUCGUGGGCUUUCUGUGUUCCACGGGCUUAGUGGGGAACAUCCUGGUACUAGUAACUAUUCUGAGGUCCCCCAAGAAGACGGUGCCCGACGUCUACAUGUGCAACCUGGCGGGCGCCGACCUGGUGCACGUGACCGUCAUGCCCUUCCUCAUCCACCAGUGGGCGCGAGGCGGGCACUGGGUGUUUGGCAACACGCUCUGCACCGUCAUCUCCUCGCUGGACAACUGCAACCAGGUGGCCUGCGCCGUCAUCAUGACGGCCAUGAGUCUGGACAGGUAUCUGGCGCUGGUUCACCCGUUCCGCCUGACAAGCCUGAGGACCCGCUCGAAGACCAUCUGGAUCAACCUGUGCGUGUGGGCCGUGGCCGGGGUGCUGGCGCUGCCCGCCUGGGUCCACUCCGAGGUCCUGCGCUUCCCCGACGGCCUGGAGAGCUGCUCCAUGAACCUGCCGUCCCGCAGGGCGCUGCUUUGGUACACCAUCUACCAGACCCUGGUGUCCUUCUUCCUGCCUCUACCACUCAUUCUCCUCUGCUACAUCCUCAUCCUCUGCUACACCUGGAGAAUGUACCAGAGGAACAACAAGGCGCGCCAAUACAGCAGCAGUGUGCCGAGGGAUCGGGUGGUGCGUCUGACCAAGACGGUGCUGGUCCUGGUGGCGGUGUUCCUGGUGAGCGUGGGGCCGUACCACGUGCUGCAGCUGGUCAACCUGAGCGUGCGCCGGCCCUCGCUGGCCUACCACACCUGCUACUACCUGUCCGUGUGCCUGAGCUACGCCGCCAGCAGCGUCAACCCCUUCAUCUACAUCCUGCUGAGCGGACACUUCCGCCUGCGGCUGCGCCGCCACCACACGGCACAGGGCCGCCAGCUCAACCCAACGACCCAGCACAGCGCACUCCGCCCCAGCCAGUGA
Messenger RNA from Sardina pilchardus (European sardine), 1035 nucleotides. RefSeq names its product melanin concentrating hormone receptor 2a (gene mchr2a). Gene Ontology annotation, molecular function: neuropeptide binding; G protein-coupled receptor activity. Gene Ontology annotation, cellular component: plasma membrane; neuron projection. The record is from RefSeq and is a predicted model, not a curated record. The transcript is spliced from 5 exons. Lineage: Eukaryota; Metazoa; Chordata; Actinopteri; Clupeiformes; Clupeidae. The coding region runs from base 1 to 1035 and encodes 344 amino acids. Gene Ontology annotation, biological process: neuropeptide signaling pathway.